AUGAUUGCGUCCAACUUUCUACCGUCACGCUUCCGCGGCGAGCAGCCGCAGUGUCAGAAUGCCGCGCCCUCGUGGCUCAACAAGAAGGUCACACCACUGCUUCAGGUGUUGGCUCGCAUCACCUCAACACAUCCAAUACACACCAUUGUGAUUGUUGCUCUCCUAGCCAGUUCAUCCUACAUCGGUCUAUUGGAGGAGAGUCUUUUCGAUGCCGCCAGGAGCGUUCGCAAGGCGGAGUGGUCUUCCCUCGUCGAGGGCAGCCGUCAGCUUCGCGUUUCCGAGGACACAGCUUGGAAGUGGCAGCCUUACGAUUCCGAUGCUCCCAUCCCCCCAACUGCCGAUCAUCUCGCGCUUCUAACUCUCGUCUUCCCGGAGGCUCUGUCGACCGACCCUUCGCGGGCCCCUCCUCUGGCGAACUCGGUUCCCAUCCCACAAAACUUGUCGAUUCGCCCGCUCCCGUCGACUUCGAAUUCAUUCAGCACGUACUCUCAAGAUAGUGCUCUUGCCUUUUCGAUUCCCUACAGCCAGGCUCCCGAGUUUCUUGCCAUCGCCCAGGAAAUCCCCAAUGGCAUUCCGUCACAGGAGACCAGGGAGACCGACAACGGCCGGGAGACAAAGAUGUGGAUUAUGAAAGCAGCGAGAGCCCGCACCAGCAGCAGCAUUGCAAAAUGGUUCCAGAACGCCUGGGUUGAGUUCACUGACCGGCUCAAGAAUGCCGAGACUCUGGACAUCGUGAUCAUGACCCUUGGUUACAUCUCCAUGCACCUCACAUUUGUGUCUCUCUUCGUAUCGAUGCGUCGUCUGGGUUCCAACUUCUGGCUGGCUACGAGCGUCAUCUUCUCGUCCACGUUCGCCUUCCUGUUUGGUCUGUUUGUCACCACCAAGCUCGGCGUGCCAAUCUCCGUGGUCCUGCUGUCUGAGGGUCUGCCUUUCCUGGUUGUUACUAUCGGCUUCGAAAAGAACAUUGUUCUCACCCGUGCUGUUCUGUCUCAUGCCAUUGAGCACCGCCGCCCUGAGAAGUCGUCUGGCAAGAGUAAGAAGGCCGAUGCGUCUCAGAGCCUCAUCCAGUCGGCCAUUUAUAUUGCUAUCAAGGAGAAGGGUUUUGAUAUCCUCAAGGAUUAUGCCAUUGAGGUCGCAUUCCUGAUCAUCGGCGCUGCCUCAGGCGUGCAGGGUGGUCUGCAACAAUUCUGCUUCCUGGCCGCUUGGAUCCUAUUCUUUGAUUGCAUCCUUCUCUUCUCCUUCUACACGGCUAUCCUGUGCAUUAAGCUGGAAAUUAAUCGCAUCAAGCGCCACGUCGAGAUGCGCAAGGCCCUGGAGGAUGAUGGCGUCAGCCGUAGGGUUGCCGAGAACGUAGCCCGGAGCAACGACUGGCCCCGUGCUGAUGGGAAGGAUCAGCCGGGCACAACCAUCUUUGGUCGCCACAUCAAGAGCACUCACAUUCCGAGGUUCAAGGUGCUUAUGGUUUCUGGCUUCAUCCUUGUCAAUGCUCUAAACCUUUGCACCAUUCCCUUCCGGAGCGCAAAUUCAAUCUCGAAUAUCUCCUCAUGGGCUCGCGGCUUUAGUGGUCUUGUCAGCUCCCCCCCUGUCGAUCCUUUCAAAGUCGCCUCGAACGGCCUUGACAUCAUUCUGGAGAGCGCUAAGGCCGAAGGCCGGGAGACUAUUGUUACAGUUCUUACUCCCAUCCGUUACGAGCUUGAGUUCCCAUCAGUGCACUACGACCUGCCGCAGAAGGCCGCUAAGGACGGCGAGGAAGGCUUUGCCAUUCGUGGAUAUGGUGGCCGCAUGGUUGAUGGCAUUCUCAAGAGCUUGGAGGACCCAAUCCUGUCGAAGUGGAUUGUGGUCGCCUUGGCUAUGAGUCUGGCGCUUAACGGCUAUCUCUUUAAUGCUGCGAGGUGGGGUAUCAAGGAUCCAAAUGUCCCAGAUCAUCCCAUUGAUCCCAAGGAGCUAGCCCAGGCGCAGACUUUCAACGACACCGAGUCAGCCACGCUUCCUUUGGGCGAGUACAUGAAGCCUCCUGUUCCGACCCCAUCUGUUCCGCCAACCCCGGCUUUGUCUGAUGAUGAGGCGGAGGCGGCCCGAAAGAAGCUGGCUGCUCCAACUGUCCCUGAGCAGCCUCAGCCCAUGCGGAGCCUACAAGAGAUGGAGAAGAUGCUUCUCGAAAAGCGUGCUCAUGAGCUGACGGAUGAAGAAGUCGUUGCCUUGUGUCUUCGUGGCAAGAUUCCCGGCUAUGCUUUAGAGAAGACACUUAAAGAUUUCACCCGGGCUGUUAAGGUCCGUCGUACCGUUGUCUCUCGCACCAAGGCUACCGCUGAUUUGACCGGCUUCCUCGAACGCUCCAAGUUGCCAUACCAAAAUUACAACUGGGCUCAAGUCCACGGUGCCUGCUGCGAAAAUGUCAUUGGAUAUAUGCCUGUCCCGGUCGGUGUUGCUGGUCCUCUGGUUGUCGAUGGUCAGAGCUAUUUCAUUCCUAUGGCUACGACGGAGGGCGUGCUGGUUGCUAGCACGAGCAGAGGUUGCAAGGCUAUCAAUGCCGGUGGCGGUGCGGUCACUGUCCUUACUGGAGAUGGUAUGACACGCGGCCCUUGCGUGAGCUUCGAGACGCUGGAGAGGGCUGGUGCUGCUAAGCUCUGGUUGGAUUCUGAGAAGGGUCAAGCGAUCAUGAAGAAGGCGUUUAACUCGACCAGUCGCUUUGCUCGUCUUGAGUCAAUGAAGACGGCCAUGGCUGGCACGAACCUCUACAUCCGCUUCAAGACCACUACUGGUGACGCCAUGGGUAUGAACAUGAUUUCGAAGGGUGUCGAACACGCCCUCAAUGUUAUGAUGAGCGAAGGUUUCGAGGAUAUGAACAUCGUGUCCGUCAGCGGCAACUACUGCACUGACAAGAAGCCUGCUGCCAUCAACUGGGUCGAUGGUCGUGGCAAGAGCGUCGUUGCUGAGGCCAUCAUUCCCAGUGAGAUUGUCAAGUCGGUCCUCAAGACUGAUGUUGACACUAUGGUUGAACUAAACCAAAACAAGAACUUGAUCGGUUCUGCCAUGGCUGGUGCCAUUGGUGGCUUCAACGCCCAUGCCGCCAAUAUCGUUGCCGCUAUCUUCAUUGCCACCGGUCAGGACCCCGCCCAGGUGGUGGAGAGCGCCAACUGCAUUACGAUCAUGAGGAACCUCCGUGGUUCUCUCCAAAUCUCCGUCUCCAUGCCUUCUCUCGAGGUUGGCACUCUUGGUGGAGGUACCAUUCUCGACCCACAAGCCGCUAUGCUCGACAUGCUAGGCGUUCGCGGCCCACAUCCGACUCAUCCUGGUGAGAAUGCUCGCCGUCUUGCCCGGAUCGUGGCUGCCGCUGUGCUUGCUGGUGAACUGUCGCUCUGCAGCGCUCUCGCGGCCGGCCACCUCGUCAAGGCACACAUGCAGCACAACCGCAGUCAGCCUCCGACUCGGUCAGCGACGCCUGCCCCCACGCAGUCAGCGCCUGUCGCAACAGGUAUUGAUCAGCGGGGUAUGAGCGCGGCCGCUAUCGAGAGGGCAAGGCGGUGA
Thermochaetoides thermophila DSM 1495 is the source of this 3528-nucleotide messenger RNA. Its product is annotated as 3-hydroxy-3-methylglutaryl-coenzyme a reductase-like protein. Gene Ontology annotation, cellular component: peroxisomal membrane; endoplasmic reticulum membrane. The transcript is spliced from 2 exons. NCBI's taxonomy places the organism in Eukaryota, Fungi, Ascomycota, Sordariomycetes, Sordariales, Chaetomiaceae. The coding region runs from base 1 to 3528 and encodes 1175 amino acids. Gene Ontology annotation, molecular function: hydroxymethylglutaryl-CoA reductase (NADPH) activity; protein binding. The record is from RefSeq and is a predicted model, not a curated record. Gene Ontology annotation, biological process: coenzyme A metabolic process; isoprenoid biosynthetic process; ergosterol biosynthetic process.